UAAAAAACUUUUUUUAUACCAUAGGAAUUUAUUGAAUUUCUGAUGAUGUAAUAAUAUGGGUGGCAUGUUUAAUAUAGAAAUAGGAUGUAACGGUUUAACUGUUUUAUUGUAUGUUUAGCCUCAAUUUGGAUUUGUUACAGAUCUUGUCAUUGACUAUCAAGGGCUUCUCCACGGUAACAGGGAUUAAUCUGGAAUUCUGAAAUACCAAAGAGAACUUUCGGAAAGAUCAGGUAAAUAGAAAUCUCAAGAACAUUUAGAAGGAAAAGAAAUCACAAAUUUACUAGGACAAUUAAAUGGAUAAUUAAAUACGACUUUUGUUAAAAUUGGUUUUUAAAUCGCUUUUUGAAAACUACAAACUACAAUACCCAAUAAACUGGCGUAGGAAAAGAACCGUUAUAAAAGCAGAUCAAUGAAAUAAUAUAGUGCGAACAAUACAUAAAUGAAGUGAAAAUCGAUGAAGUGCUAUCUAUAUAAUAACAUGUGCGCUGUGUAAUCAUUGUGAUUAUGAACAGAUACUCAAAGUUUAAGUUUAGCUUUUAAAUGCCUAUAUAUAAAUAAUAUUCGUGACCAAGUUUCUGAAAUCCAGAAAAACAGCCGUAUUAUUCAGUCUUGGACAACUUAUUUGUGAAGAUCGAUGUAAAGAUGUUUUAUCUGGUCUUAUUAUUCUCUGCAUGAACUUUUUCCUGACAUUGUAUUUACGAGAUAUUUUACUACGAGGACCCAAUCCGUUUCCUGGAGCACCAAGACAGACAAACAUAUUGCUCAUUUAAGAUUGAUUCGAUUGUAAUUAGAAUAAACUGACAAACUUUUUAAAGUCUGCAAGUGUCUCUAACGAGCUGCCGUCUUGUGGUUGAGGACACGAGAACUGUCAUUAGAAUGAUGAAGAGUAUAGACAAUCGUUCAUCCUAGAGGAACGCGCCGUACAGAGACCCCAGGAUGACAUAUUUGUGUUUAUGCCCUAUAAAAAGGUUGCCAUGUCUUCUACCGAAGUAAAAAUCACUUCGACCUAGACAAAGUAUUAUUUCAAGUGUUCGCAGGAAGCUUGAGGCUACAGCACAGCAGAAAAAAAUUAAAGACUACUUCAUAAUCAAUAGAGUGGUCUAGGCAAAGAUUAAAAAAAAUAAAAACAGUUCUAUAUAGGCAGUAAAGAAUUAAGAGUGCGCUAGAAUUAUGCUUGAACACUUGUCUAUGGUUUUGUUUAACUAUCGUUAUCAAUGAAGAAGAUGUGUUCCAUGGAUUUUCUAGGAGUUACAUCAUACCUGUUACUUCUAUUUUUACAAACUGUUUAUACCUCAAACGCUGCAGGUGGAACUUGUUGGAUGUCCAUCAAUAGACAUGGAUUGUGUCGUAAUGUAUAUGGCUUAAAUAUGACAAGAGAGGAGUGCUGUGCUAGUGGAAUAGCAACCAUGUCGUGGAAUCCGUAUCCUAAUCCUUCUAGAAGUACACUCUUUAUAUGGGCCAUAUUGUCAGGAGGUGCGCCCAAUUGUUCUCCUUGCCACACUAGCUGUGUUAAUGUAAGAUGUGAACAGAACCGGGAGUGCAGAGUACGGCGUGGUUAUCCAAAGUGUGUGUGCGUUCCUGAUUGUCCCAGGGAAGUAAAAUUACAAGGUCUGGUGUGUGGGUCCAAUGGUGUGACGUAUAGGAACAACUGCAGUUUGCAAAGAUACAACUGUCGGUUUAAUUCAAGAAUACCUGCUGUCUACUCUGGUCGUUGUAAGGCGUCAUGUCAUAACGUGACAUGUAAUAAUGGUUUGUCAUGUUUAGAGGACCAGAAUGGAAUACCUCACUGUGUAAAUAGUUUUUCAGUCUGUAGUAAUAGAACUAGAGAACAACAAGCUGUUUGUGGUGAAGACGGUAUCACAUAUCCUAGUUUGUGUCAUAUAGUAUUAGCCACAUUUAGAAAACAGAGUUCAAUACGUGUAGCGUACAGACGACCAUGUAUAGAAAAUGCUACAUGCAGUACUUUGCAGUGUCCCAAUAACGGAACGUGUUUAACUGAUACUGCCACUGGUUUUCCACAGUGUGCUAAUUGUAGAGAUCAUUGUUACCCCACAUUACCAAAUUUAAAUGUAUGUGGUACGGAUGGUGUGACGUAUCGAAAUUAUUGCACCAUGCAACAAGAAGCGUGUAGAACGAAAACAGUAAUUAAAACGAGGAAUUCUGGAAUUUGUCAUGAUAAAAUAAGAUUUACUAAGAAGAAUAAAAAGUGUCGUAAACAUCGACGUCAUAAAAAUAUGACCGGUUUAAGCUUUCUCUGUGCCUCAAGAAAGUUCAGCAGACGACAUAGGCCUAACUCUAUUGGAUGAUUACUACGAAUUUAGAGAUAACAUAGAGGAGAGCAUGUAUUCUUAAAAUGUUCAUACUCUGUUAAUGCGUUUAAAGCUGAAUUUCUUUGACGGCUAUCAAACGACACUGAAAACGGAAUACGGCUUCAUCUUUGUCGGGCGUCUAAUGUCAGAGGGGUCUUGAAUUAAAUUACGAGCAAGAACAUUUCUAUUUUCUAUUAUUUUAAAAACUGGUAGGUCCGAUAGCCGAUGCUUUGAACUUACGUCAUAAAAAUGGGAUCGAGUUUGUUAGAUAAAUAGUAUGUCCAGACCUCUUGCGUAAUUCGAAAAUACGACUAUAUGACACCCUAAGUUAUAUUUGCCAAUCAGUAGACGAUAAAUGUUUGAAGUAUACGUUUGUCAGGUCAACCAGAAAUGGGCGUUGCUAGUCCUGGAAUUCAGCUUUAAUAGGAUUAUUCUUGCCAAGAUGGAAUGAAUUUUAAAAUGGUACAUUUAUAUGACAUUGUAUUCUAAAGGACGUGUGACGGGUAUAUUGUCAGUGCCAUGUGAUUAGAAUAUGAUAUUUGGAGUCUAGAAUAUUUCUGGGAUAUGAGGUUGUGAAAUUUGUGUAAAUAAAUAUAAAUAUUCACGCAAGAAGACAAAAAGGUGUUUUAUUAAAACGGGUAAGAUAUCGAUCGAAUUAAUUCGUGUAAUCGUGUUUCGCCUUACAAACAAUCUCUGUCGACCUAUGCACCCGUUUUAAAAUGCUUUGUUCGACAUAAUUGAAGGUUACCAAUUAAGAAGAGAGCUGUCAUCGGAAAAAGGCGGAUUCGGGUGAAAGACAGAUCAUGUGCAUAAUAUACAUUCAUGGCCUCUUUUGUAGUUAUUAUUCCACUUAUAAUUGGUUGUGCAUUAUACAUUUGAUAACAUUUUAUUAUAAUUAUUGUACCGCAUGAAAUCCCAUAUUUGUAUAUUGAUUUUAUAUACAUGUAAAUGUUUUGUUUUAUGAAACAUUAUGUUAUGUGGACCUAUAACUUAUGUCCUCUUAUCGUGUUCAACAACGGUAUGAUUCUUUUAGCCAUAAUUGGCAUAUAUUCCUUCUUGUAUUUUCUCAAUCUAAUCUAAAUAUUUUGUUAUUUAAAGAUACAUUAUGUAAGAUUUAGAUACAGAGCCGAAAGUUCUUGCCAUACUAGUCAAACAUAGCUAAUUAAAAAUGAAUAUAUUGAAAAUUUCAGUCAAAUUAGUUUAUUCUAAACGAAGUUAAAAUAAGUGUCUCAAUUGUCAACUAUGCCUACCAUUGUUACAAUAAUAAAUAAAUUCUUGAUUAUCCAUUAUUAUUAAAUGGCUGUUGUGCUUUAAUCCAUUCAAAAUCAGGGUCAUCUGAUGCUUUAGAGAGUUCAAUAUGGGCUUGUGAUGUGAAUAAGUGCCUAAUUAAUAAUUCUUAUAAUAUUUGAAACCAAAAAGAAGACCUACAAUAAGCCGAUUUAGCUCUUACAUAAUGCAUCUUUAAGCGGCACACAUAAGGCAAGUUUGAAAGCGGCUGAUAGGAGUAUGCAACUCCCAAAAUAGUGAUGCCGAGUUAAAUAUCUAUUGCUCAUCACUUUGAUUUAAAAUACAGUUGAUAACUCUAGUUUUCUGGAGAUAUUCUCGUCUAACUUUGGCAGUCGUAAUCAAGCGGGACUUACCAAAAGGGUAACGACCGCACGCAACCUUAAUUCCUGUCGUAUAUAGAUAUGUGAGUUUGUUUUCUUGGUGGCCAGUGUUUGAUUCCGGUUUUGGCUACAAAAUAUUCCUCUUGAUUUUCCAACGCUGUUUCCAUUGGUCAGUAGUACGGAAAAGGGUGUGUCUAGUCAUCGGAUGGUACGACAAAUCGAAAUGCCCACGGAAGUUGGCAUCCACGGAAAAGAACCCUUGACAGUUGGAAUUGGAUGAAGAGUAGGCGGAAACGCCGUGACCGAGCAAAUUUUCUCUCAUAACACGUCUUCAUUAGACGUGCAGAACCGCAGGACUUGGAACGCAUUUCAUUUUUUUCAUGAUGUUUGCAUAUUCGCUAUUCGCUUUUUUGCAGUUCGGGUAGUCAAACACCUAUACUAUAGUUUCAAAUACGACCCUUUAGUCACGUUGCCUCGUGUGAGUCGAAACUCUAUUUUUGCACAUAAUCAUUUUAUUUUUAUCGAAACACACAGUGUCAUAUUUGUGUCGAUUGUCUACUCUUUUAUCCUUAAUAAAAUAGAUUUAUUAUAGAC
This is a messenger RNA of Patella vulgata (common limpet), 4510 nucleotides long. RefSeq names its product follistatin. Gene Ontology annotation, biological process: multicellular organism development; negative regulation of activin receptor signaling pathway; regulation of BMP signaling pathway. The record is from RefSeq and is a predicted model, not a curated record. Gene Ontology annotation, molecular function: protein binding; activin binding. Lineage: Eukaryota; Metazoa; Mollusca; Gastropoda; Patellidae. The transcript has 7 exons. The coding region runs from base 1215 to 2306 and encodes 363 amino acids.